Debaryomyces fabryi is the source of this 667-nucleotide messenger RNA. It is a transcript of the gene BET4, whose product is annotated as Rab geranylgeranyltransferase. The record is from RefSeq and is a predicted model, not a curated record. Gene Ontology annotation, biological process: protein geranylgeranylation. NCBI's taxonomy places the organism in Eukaryota, Fungi, Ascomycota, Pichiomycetes, Serinales, Debaryomycetaceae. The transcript has a single exon. Gene Ontology annotation, cellular component: Rab-protein geranylgeranyltransferase complex; cytoplasm. The annotation marks the transcript as partial. Gene Ontology annotation, molecular function: Rab geranylgeranyltransferase activity.
AUGUCCCAAUUGAAACGAUUUCCUAAAUGUUAUUGGAUAUGGAAUCACAGAAUAUGGUGCUUAAAUCAGCUACAAGCUACAAAUGAAGCAAAUUGGGAUGUCGAAUUGGCUAUCGUUUCGAAGUUACUUGAAAUGGACAGCCGAAACUUUCAUGGAUGGCAAUACAGAAGGUAUUUGGUAGAAAACAUACAGAAAAAAGUUGCGAGGGAGUAUGAUAAUCAAAACCAUUUAGAGAAAUUGGCACAUUUAAGGAUAGAUAUCAAAGAGUUUGAAUAUACUACCGCAAAAAUUAAUAAGAAUAUAUCCAAUUUUUCAGCUUGGCAUAAUCGUACAAAACUCGUUCCUAAAAUAUACCAUGGUCUUAAGGAGUUAGACGAUAAAAAUGAAUUUUCAGAUAUUAGCCAUUUGUUUCAAUCUCCUUAUAGUAUUAUGGUCCAUGAUCUAGAAUUGAUCAAGACUGGUAUGUACAUGGAUCCGGAGGACACUUCCGUGUGGCUCUAUUUAUAUUGGUUAAUUACAGACAAAUUUUUUUUGGAUGAUUUACGAAGCUCUACAAAUGAAAGGACAACCUAUAAAGAUAUUCUUCAAGAACAGUUAAAAUUAAUCGAAGAAUUGAAUGGACUAGAAAAAGAUGAUAACGGAUUGGAUAACUGCUGGUGCUUAAAAA